Molecule: messenger RNA, 3840 nt
Organism: Lolium rigidum
Lineage: Eukaryota; Viridiplantae; Streptophyta; Magnoliopsida; Poales; Poaceae
Product: RAB11-binding protein RELCH-like
Exons: 20
Coding region: 105-3623 (1172 amino acids)
Biological process (GO): intracellular cholesterol transport
Cellular component (GO): trans-Golgi network; recycling endosome
Molecular function (GO): protein binding
Source: RefSeq, a predicted model, not a curated record
CCUCGCAAAUCGCGAUCUUCCCCUUCCUUCUAGUCCGGGUCGCCCGCUCCUCGACCCGGCUAGAGAGGCCGGGGCCGUCGAAGGUCCGGAUCCGAGAGAACCCGAUGAGCAUGGAGGCGGCGGGCGGCGCCGCGGAGGAGCGGUGGGCGUCGCUGUGCAACUGUGUGGUCAACUUCCUGCUGGAGGAGAAGUACCACCUCACGGCGCUCGAGCUGCUGCAGGAGCUGCAGGAGGACGGCCGACACGCGCAGGCACUCCGCCUCCGCUCCUUCUUCUCCGACCCUGCCUUCUUCCCGCCUGACCUGGUCGCCCGCGCCUCCUCCGCACCUCCCGGUGCCGAUCCACAGAGUUUGCUAGAAGAGAAAAUAGCAGCAGAAGAAAAGUUGGCACUCGCUGAGUAUGAUCUCCGACUAGCCAAGGAAGACCUUUCAUGCUUGAAGCUUGAGUUACAAAAGCAACAACAAUCAUCACCUGAUGACACAAAUGGGCCUCUUCCCGAUGCUUCUACAAAUGAAGGGUUUAACCAACAUGAUAAACGAGAUGUCAAAAUUUCAGCAUUAGGUCCUGUGAAAGAUAAUGAGCGGAAAGAUCUGAACUGUGCUGUAAAGGAAUAUCUGCUUUUGGCUGGGUAUCGACUUGCAGCCAUGACUUUCAUUGAGGAGGUUCCUGAUCAAGACCUUGAUGUUUGGACUAACAGUUCAGCUUGUGUGCCUGAUGCCCUUCGGCGUUAUUACUACCAAUAUCUUUCAUCUACCACUGAGGCUGCUGAGGAGAAAAUAUCCAUUCUUCGUGAAAACGAAGCACUAACGAAGGAUAGCGAAAGGCUCUGUGCUGAAAAGGACUCCUUGAUGAAGAGCAGGGACUUGGCUAAUAAUCAGGUUGCAUCUUUGAGGAAGUCUUUGGAAGCUGCUCACGUCGACAUAAAAGAGAAGGAGAAAAUGGUUCAAGACCUGAAGCAAACGCUGGAUGCCCAUAGGAAGGAGCUGAAUGACUGCAGAGCUGAAAUUACAGCCCUUAAGAUGCACAUUGAAGGGACUCAAUCAAGUAAACAGAUGUCUGUUGGAGAUACUGACGUGACCUCCCAGAUCAAUGAACACGAGAACUUUAAAGGAACUGAAUCUGUAACUACUACGCUAGUACCAGCAGAGAGUCUAACUAAGGACACACAGAAAGAUCAUAAAAAUAUUGAAAGUACUAUUGAAGUUACCCCAGGUCCAGAAGCACCAGUUUCUUGCUCAACUGCUUGGAGUGGUGGUUAUGGUAUUUCAGGAGAAGACAAUUCUGGCACACACACUUCUCUAGAAGAUAUAUCUGUUAAUGGCACUCCACAUGGAGCUGAUAAUAGCCAGGGGAAUUCAGGUAGCAUGUCUGUUUAUGUAUUGGAAGAUAAAGUUCAUACUGAGAAAUUAGAGAGUCCAAGUACACAAAAGUCGUCAGAUAAGAUGGCCUUGGAGACUAUCAAGAUAGUUUCAGAUGCUCUUCCAAAGAUUGUUCCUUAUGUGCUCAUAAACCAUCGUGAGGAGCUUCUUCCACUCAUCAUAUGUGCUAUAGAAAGACAUCCAGAUAGCGACGUACGGGAUUCCUUGACUCACACGCUGUUCAAUCUGAUAAAACGGCCUGAUGGACAACAGAGGCGCAUUAUAAUGGAUGCUUGUCUGGAGUUAGCCAAGAGUGUUGGUGAGAUGAGGACAGAGACUGAGUUACUACCACAAUGUUGGGAACAGAUAAAUCAUCAAUAUGAGGAGCGUAGAUUGCUUGUUGCUCAGUCGUGUGGAGAACUGGCAGUUUAUGUUCGGCCUGAGAUACGUGAUUCCCUUAUACUAUCUAUUGUGCAACAACUUGUCGAAGAUUCUGCAACUGUUGUAAGGGAGGCUGCAACACAUAACCUGGCCUUGCUGCUUCCUCUGUUUCCAAACAUGGAUAAAUAUUAUAAGGUUGAGGAGCUAUUGUUUCAGUUAGCAUGUGACCCUUCAGGUGUAGUUGUAGACGUUGCACUCAGGGAACUUGUUCCUGCAGUAGUAAGAUGGGGAGGUAAACUGGAUCAGAUAUUGAUAGUGUUACUGUCACAUAUCCUGGUAUCUGCUCAGCGUUGUCCACCCAUUUCAGGGGUUGAAGGUACAAUAGACUCUCAUCUCCGUGUUUUAGGAGAGCAUGAACGAUGGAACAUUGAGGUCCUCCUUCGGAUGCUGACUGAGUUGUUACCAUUUAUUCAUCAGAAAGCUCUAGAAACUUGUCCUUCACUUGACCCCUCUAUGCCAGAAAACUACUUGUCAGAAUCCAGGCUAAAGCUGUAUGCAACUGGUGACACAGAAUGGUCAGCAUUUGAGUGGAUGCACACCGAGUGCCUGCCAAAUUUGAUCAAGCUUGCGUGUUUGUUGCCUGCAAAAGAGGAUAGCUUAAGAACAGUGAUCACAAAGUACCUGUUGGCUGUAUCUGGACGCUACGGAAAAGAUUAUCUGGAGCACAUUAUGUUACCUGUAUUUCUUGUAGCAGCUGGUGAUAUUGAUAGUGGUGAUUUUACCUAUUUUCCUCUGUCAAUCCAGUCCAAAAUUCGUGGUUUGCGUCCAAAAACUUCUGUUGCUGAAAAAAUUGCGAUUAUAUGUGUCCUUCCAUUGCUGUUGUCUGGUAUUUUGGGUUCUCCUUCAAGUCGUCAACAGUUAGAAGAAUAUUUGAGGAAAAUACUUAUCCAAAACACAAAGGAUGGUUCAUUUUCUAUGCAUCACUCUGCUGAAAUAAUUGAUGCGAUCCGGUUUCUUUGUAUAUUUGAGGAGCACCAUGGAGUCAUCUUCAAUAUUUUGUGGGAGAUGGUUGUGAGCUCUGAUACCAAUCUAAAAACAAGUGCUGCAGCUUUACUGAAAGCACUUGUACCCUAUGUUGGCGUGAGAGUUGCAUCCACUCAUGUUUUGCCAGCGCUGAUUACUCUCGGUUCCGAUCAAAACUCGGCUGUAAAAUAUGCUAGUAUAGAUGCGUUAGGAGCUGUUGCUCAGCAUUUAAAAGAUGACAUGGUUGUUGACAAGAUACAUAUUCAAAUGGAUGCCUUUCUUGAAGAUGGAUCACAUGAAGCUACUAUUUCUGUCAUUCGUGCACUUGCAGUAGCUGUGCCUCAUUCAACAGAUAGACUACGUGAAUAUCUUUUAACCAAGAUAUUUAAACUGACAAGUGUCCCACCUAAUGGAAAUGAUAUUGAAUGGCGUCGUGAAAGAGCAAAUGUAUUCUGUGAAGCUCUGCGUGCUUUGGAUGCUACAGAUCUUCCUGCUACAAGUGUGCGUGAUCUACUUUUGCCCUCAAUACAGAACUUGUUAAAAGAUCUGGAUGCUCUUGACCCUGCACACAAGGAGGCACUAGAAGUUAUAGCCCGGGAAAGGUCAGGAGGUACGCUGGAGAGCAUCGGCAAGGCAAUGGGGGCACAUCUUGGGAUUGCGACAUCUGUCAGCAGUUUCUUUGGCGAGAGUGGUCUGCUUGGGAAGAAAGAGGGUGGAGAGCAGCACGACCCUGCUGCCCCUGCUCCUCCUCAGCCCAGCCUACAAUCUCAGCCGGAGAACACAAGGUUCGGUCGAAUAAUGAGGGGUGGGUUUGGAGACAUGUUACGAGGCAAAGCAAAAGGCAAUGAUGAACCCAGCUGAAAUUAUGAACGAAGUACACGCAAUUAAAGUUGUCAAAACUUAAAAGUUUACUUCUCACGCCCCCUUUUGUUUGUAGCUAUUCAGUAUGCCAUGAAUCGUUAAGGUUGAAAUUAUCUGUUCAGUGUUUGUAGUGAGGUUCAUAGUCAUGAGGAUGCGUGUUAGAGGUAGGGAAAAUGUGUCUCGUUUUUUUCUAUGAGAGGUGAUCCGACAAAUUUGA